Molecule: messenger RNA, 3634 nt
Organism: Polyodon spathula (Mississippi paddlefish)
Lineage: Eukaryota; Metazoa; Chordata; Actinopteri; Acipenseriformes; Polyodontidae
Product: CDK5 and ABL1 enzyme substrate 1-like
Exons: 10
Coding region: 84-1715 (543 amino acids)
Biological process (GO): regulation of cell cycle; nervous system development
Cellular component (GO): cytosol
Source: RefSeq, a predicted model, not a curated record
CGCUUCGUAGCGUCUGCAGGCAGGCAGUGCACAUAUAAAUACUAACACAUUCCCAUUGAAAAUUCAUUGCGUUAGCGCAGACCAUGGCGGCUGCCACCAGCAGUAGCACAGCCACAUUGCAGAUCAAACAUUCCAACGUCGAGCAUGCGAGAAAACGCAUAGACCCCAGGAGGAGACAAGCAGCCCUUUCUUUUCUUACUAACAUUUCUUUAGACGGCCGGCCGGUGCAGGAUGACAGCGACAAUCAGGGCGAGGAUGCAGAUGGGGCAAUUGAAGCGAGGACUAGACAGAGCCUGGUUUCUGCAGAAAGGGGGAUCUACCCUCCUGCCGCAGCAUCAGUGGCCCAAGCGCCUUCUGCAGCCAACCAGGCUCUGCUGUACAAUUCGCGAACUGGCUUCGGGAUGAGCCCGCUUGCAGCACCAAUGUGUGCCGACCCGGAAAGAGACGUCUUUGCCAGCGGAGUGCACGGUCCUAACCAGCCUGCGUUCAGCUCUCCUUACCCUGCAGUAGCAGCAGCGGCGAGAGGGAGGCUGCAGUCAUUCACUCAGGGAAUCCUACCUGCCACUUUCUCCAGACAAGCAUCUCAGAAUUACUGUUGUCUGGAACCAGGGCAGAUCGGCAACACUGCCUUUGAGCUACAGAGAUCUAGGCGAAGACUUAUCUCUCAGCGCUCCUCUCUGGAGACCCUGGAAGAUAUUGAGGAAAAUGCUCCUCUGCGCAGAUGCCGCACUCUAUCAGGAUCACCCAGACCAAAGAGCUUCAAGAAGGUUCAUUUUAUUAAGAACAUGAGGCAGCAUGACACCAGGAAUGGCAGGAUAGUCCUUAUCAGUGGCAGAAGAUCCUUCUGUAGUGUAUUUUCAGUGCUGCCCUAUCAAGAUUGUAGCCAAGCAGGGGAGCUGAAGCUGGAGGGUGGACGUCUGCGUCAUCCCUCUGGAGGUGUGGGCGCCAAGGAGAUGGUGAUCGGCCUCGAGGGCAUCGAGCUGGGGGCCGACGGCAAGACUGUUUCCUACACCCAGUUCCUGUACCCUACAAACGCCCUGAUUGCACGAAGGAACACCAUUGACUCCACUGCUUCCUUCUCCCAGUUCCGAAACGCAAGCCAUCGCAACCUUACAUUGGGCAGAGCUAACAGCACCCAGGGAAGCAUUGAUGCAGGGAGUGAUGUUCUAGACUUUUUGGAAUAUGACCCCAACCUUCUAGAUGACCCACAGUGGCCAUGCGGGAAACACAAGAGGGUCCUGAUAUUCCCUUCUUACAUGACCACUGUGAUUGAGUACGUCAAACCAUCUGACCUCAAGAAAGACAUGAAUGAGACCUUUAAAGAGAAGUUCCCUCACAUCAAGCUGACCCUGAGCAAGAUAAGAAGCCUGAAGCGGGAGAUGCGCAAGCUAGCCCAGGACGAGUGCAGCUUCGAGGAGCCCACAGUGGCCAUGGCCUUCGUCUACUUCGAGAAGCUGGCUCUCAAGGGCACGCUCAACAAGCAGAACCGCAAGUUGUGUGCCAGCGCCUGUGUUUUGUUGGCAGCCAAAAUAGGAAGUGAUCUCAAGAAGCAUGAGGUGAAACAUUUAAUAGAUAAACUGGAAGAGAAGUUUCGACUGAACCGGCGUGAGCUGAUAGCGUUCGAAUUCCCAGUGCUGGUAGCUCUGGAGUUUGCUCUGCACCUCGCCGAACAUGAAGUGAUGCCACAUUACAGACGGCUCCUGCAAAGCUCCUAACGCUGGCUUAUCAUCAGGAGAGCGUUUUGCCACUCUUCUGAUCUGGGCUUCUGUUCAGCUGACUCCACAAGAGCUCCUUUCACUGCUAGAAACAUCAAUAAUCAGCCUGAGAUAAAAGGGUCAAAACUACAUUUUUUUUGUUUGUUUUUUUAUUCAUCAGAAGUGGCUUACUCCUUUUGAAAGCCUGUUGCUUAGGAUAUUUCGGGUUGCUAAGGGGCAAAAGUGACAACCUAAAAAGCAGUGCUGAUGUGUAUACAAAAGAGAGAAAAACCCAUUCCCUAUCUUUGUACCAAGAGGAUGUACGGUUAGGGGAGAAAGCUAUAACUGUCAGUAAAAGAUGCAGUAUUCAUGGUUUUUUAAUUUUCUUGUGCUACCAUGUUAAACUGAUUUAUACCAGUAAAUCAGUGCUUUGUUAGGGGAGUGGGAAGAAGAUUCUUUUUUUUGUUUUUAGCCUUUGUUUUCUCUCGGAGCUUUUCCUUAAAGUGGAAGCAUUGUACCGCACAGCUCUUCAGGCUGAUAAAGAUCUUGCCCCUAUUGUUUUGAUAGGCCUUUUCACUGCUUUGAUGGUGUAAUAACCACCAGUGGCUAUAUACAGAUCCUUAUUCAGGGGAAAUUGUAUUUACUUCUCAUAAGUCAGUGGUAUGGAAAGGCUGUGAUGUGUUUGUUUUAAAAAGUCCACCUGACACCUUUUUGGUAAAUUAAAUUUUAUAGGGACCAUUCUGAUCAAUUUGCUAUAACCUAAGAACUUUUCUUGUCUUUUACCAUUGCAUACCAUAUAGCCAGCAUUUGCUUUUUCAGUGUUAAUGUCAGCUUCACCAAAAAAAGAAACAUUUUAGUAAUGGAGUUUUCAUACUUUAGUGUACACUACUUCUUUUUUGAUACUUUCCUGUGCUUUUGUUUCUACAUGUGGAGACUGUAACUACACCCUUUAGUGUUUUAUUUCCCAUGCUCUAUGUUAGAGCCUAUUAUAAGCACAUUUAUCGUGCUACUAUGUGUGUGAGGAGGGAUCUGAAAUAAUGUAAACCAGUGUAAAUAGAGUUGGGCAAUAUGUACAAGAGGUAUUGACGGUGGAGAUUAAAAACAGUGGUUGGUUUAAUGGGAUUCUGCAGUGAAGUCACAAAAUUGUUUCUUUUUUUCUUUAAAUCAAGCAAGUUCCAGUUAAGCUGGAAGAUCAUAUAGGCAGGGUCCUGUGACAUACACUUUAUAAAGCAUCUAUAAAUAUGAAACACUCCCUAGUGCUGAAUUUAGAAAUACUAAAAAAAACUUAAAUUCUUAGUGUUUCUAAUAAAGUAAGCAGUGUAGUGAAGUAAAGAACAGGAAUUCAGGUUUGUAUUAUGAAUUUAACAAGCUCCUACCCUUCUUCACCAGAAUCCCUGCAGUUGUUUUGAAUCCAACCAAAAAAAAUGUAGAGCUGCUUUAUUAUUUCAUUUAUGUUUUAUGGCGCUGUUGAAAGCUAAUCGAACAUUGUGGCACAAAAACAACUAUAUAUAGUGUUAUAUGCUGUGUACGCUGCGUCUCACCACUGUCAUCUGUGAAACAGGAGGGGAAAAAAUAGUAGCAGGGUUCCAAACAAUAUAGCGUUGCACGUCCCCAGGUGUUGCUACAACUGCUUAAAUAUCGUACCUAUAAUUUUUCUUUAUAAUUAACAUCCUUUCAGCUUUUACACUUACAGCUUUAUAGUCUGUUUCAAAGCUAUUUUUUAAAUGUCUGCUCUAGUGCCCUAGGGUUUGAGAUCUGUCCUCUAAUUAGUGGUUUCAACCCUGGUCCUGGAGACCCACUGUGUCUGCUGGUUUUCAUUCCAGCUGAGCUCUGUUACUAAACUAGACCCUUAAUGAAAUGAUAAUUGGCUUAAUUAGACCUUUUUAACCCUCAAUACUGCAUCUCCAGCCCUGCCCCACUCCUUGUUCGCUGUAUUUAUC